This is a messenger RNA of Knipowitschia caucasica, 2259 nucleotides long. NCBI's taxonomy places the organism in Eukaryota, Metazoa, Chordata, Actinopteri, Gobiiformes, Gobiidae. The record is from the annotation of a GenBank genome assembly.
AUGCUGUGGGUUACCUUGCUGAGCACCAUAGCCCUAGGAUGGAGCACCCCAAUCCCACUGCUGGAAGACUCGGAGGAGAUCGACGAGCCCUGCUUCGAACCGUGCUACUGCGAGGUCAAGGAAGGCAUCUUUCACGUCCACUGCGACAGCAAAGGAUUUACAAAUGUCAGCCAGAUCUCCCAAAUAUGGAGUCGGCCAUUCAAACUCAAUCUGCAGAGGAAUUCGAUGAGGAAGCUUUACUUUAAUAGCUUUCUCCAUCUGAAUAAUGCCAUAUCCAUAAAUCUGGAAAGCCUAGAAUAUCUCCAAGCGGACUACAAUGUCAUCAAACGGAUUGAGAGUGGAGCGUUUAGACACCUCCACAAACUGAGGGUGCUGAUUCUCAAUGACAAUCUGAUUCCGGUGCUGCCCAACUACCUGUUCCGCUCCGUUUCACUCACGCAUCUGGACUUGAGAGGGAACAGGCUAAAGACGUUACCGUAUAAGGGCAUGCUGGAGUACAUUGGGCGGAGUUUGAUGGAAAUUCAGCUGGAGGAAAAUCCAUGGAACUGCGUGUGUGAGAUAGUUCAGCUGAAAACGUGGCUAGAGAGGAUUCCCUACACUGCGUUGGUGGGCGAGAUCACGUGCGAAUACCCGUUCCACCUACAUGGAAAAGACUUGCGAGAGAUCAAGCGAAACAAGCUCUGUCCGUUGUUGUCGGACGCAGAGAUUGAAGUCAUGCUAGGGAUUCCGCGCAUCCACUUCAGCAACGAAAACACAUGGCCCACAAAACCCUCCUCCAUGCUGUCCUCGUCCCACAUCACAGCGUCCUCUGUGGAAUACCUGGGUCGCACCACCAAGCCCACCAGGCGACCCCCCAAAGCCACAAGGAAUCCGCCCACCCCUCGUAGCAUCUACCCCGGCUUGAACCAACCUCCAGUAGCCGGCUACCAAACCAGACCCCCCAUUCCAAUCAUAUGCCCUUCGGGAUGCAUUUGCAAUCUGCACAUCAAUGACUUGGGGCUAACCCCAAACUCGUUCUCCCUAAUGCCCUCCCUCCAGCUGGUUUUUCUUAAUGACAACGUGCUCCGUACCCUCCCCGCUGAUGUUUUUGCUGGCACCAACCUUGCACGUCUUAACCUUCGCAACAACUACUUCCCAUCCCUCCCUGUGCGUGGGGUUUUGGAGCACCUGACCUCUCUCGUUCAAAUCGACUUGCACCAGAACCCCUGGGAUUGCUCCUGUGACAUAAUCCCACUAAAGCAGUGGGUGGAGAAGCUGUCCUCUGUUAUUGUGGUUGGUGACGUCAUCUGCAAAACUCCAGAUUUCGCUGUAGGCAAGGACCUGCGCUCACUGGAGGUGGGGGUCCUGUGCCCAGAGCUUAAACUCUCUGGGCCUUCUCCCGCUCUGCCUGGGGACAAUCUAAGUGGCGGGGACUCUGACAUGGGAGAGGCAAGAGCAAGGGGAGCUGUGCCGCUGUCUGUCCUUAUCCUCAGCCUGCUCAUUCUUUUCAUCUCUGCUGUGUUUGUGGCUGCUGGACUUUUUGCUUUUGUUCUUCGCCGCAGGAAGAAUCUGCCCUUUAGGAAGCGUUCAGAGGUGGAUCUGACAGGGAUUCAAAUGCAAUGUCGGAUUUUUGAGGAUUCGCCAAGACCAAGCAGUUCUGGAAACAUUGCCACACCUGAAAAACCCACACCAACAUUGCACAGUCACAGCAGUCACUCUCAUGCCCAUGGGCAUGUUUAUGACUACAUCCCCCACCCGGUCACUCAGAUGUGCAACAACCCCAUCUACAAACCCCGCGAGGGGGAGAUAGCAGAGGAGGGCCGGCAGUUUACAGAGAAGAAAGACAGUGGCAGCAGUAGCAACAAUUACAGAACCUUAUUAGAGAAAGAGAGAGAGUGGACCUUGGCCGUGUCCAACUCUCAGCUCAACACCAUAGUCACAGUGAACCACAGCACUGCUGACAUGGCAAGCUUCCACGAGAACGGAGGGCUGUGCCCCACUGUCAUUGACAGUCAAAGGCCCACUCCCACAGUUGGCUUUGUAGACUGUCUGUAUGGGACUGUGCCCAAACUAAAGGACAUGCAUGUGGCACAUGCACACCCUCCAGGCAUGCAGUACCCAGACUUACAACAGGAUGCACGACUGAAGGAGACGUUGCUUUUUACGGCGGGGAAAGGCUGCUACCCCGAUCCGUCCCAAAGCGAUUACCUCGAGUUAAGGGCCAAACUUCAGACCAAGCCGGAUUACCUCGAAGUCUUGGAAAAAUCGUACCGGUUUUAA